Messenger RNA from Trypanosoma rangeli, 438 nucleotides. RefSeq lists its product as uncharacterized. The transcript has a single exon. Bases 1 to 438 code for a protein of 145 amino acids. NCBI's taxonomy places the organism in Eukaryota, Euglenozoa, Kinetoplastea, Trypanosomatida, Trypanosomatidae. The record is from RefSeq and is a predicted model, not a curated record.
AUGCCGGAUUUGACACCGCUAUCGGAGGAAGAAAAGAGAGCCCGAGAACGACGUCUGCAGGCUGAACAUGAUCGGUAUGUGAAAAGCAUAGCAACAAUGCGCUCGUUGCCGCGUCUGCAGUCGACAAUUGCUGGGGCAGGCGGAAAGACGAACGAGCAUGCCCGUCUUGCGGAGGAUCGGGAGAUGGAGCGGCGGCAGCGUCAUCAGGCGGAGGCCGACCGCCUGCUAGAGCGCGAGGCGCGAGAAAAGGCGCAUCAGGCCAAGGUGGAGGCGCUUGACGCAAGACAGCGGAAAAAGCGGGCCAAGGCAGCCAAGAAGAAGGCCAAGAAGGCACGGGUGCGUUUGGAGAACGGACAAAGGAUAAGCUCCACACCCUCCGACGAGGAGGAGGAGAGUGACAAGGAGGACGCCGUGGAAGCUGCGGAGGGAGAGAAAUGA